AUGCUUAUUUCUACUACAUACUUUUGUUUCAUCUUAGUACCAUUACGUGCAAGUUCCAUUGAUAUUCAUCCGAAUGCUAAAUGGGCACAGAAUGGUAUCACUGUUGCUGGAGGAAAUGGAUCGGGCAGAGAAACCAAUCAACUCUAUUGGCCAUGUGGAUUGUACGUCGAUGAUGAUCAAACGAUUUAUGUCGCCGAUCAGGGUAAUCACCGUAUUGUGGAAUGGAAAUCUGGUGCAACGAAUGGAAAAGUGGUUGCUGGUGGAAAUGGAUCAAAUAAUGGAGCUCAUCAGUUAAACUACCCACGAGAUGUGAUUAUCGACCAAGAGAGCGAUAGUCUCAUCAUCUCCGAUGUUAGGAAUAAAAGAGUAGUUCGAUGGCCUCGUCGAAAUGGUACUCGUGGAGAAACAAUUAUUUCAAAUAUCGCUUGCGUCGGUUUGACAAUGGACGACAAUGGUUCUCUCUAUGUCGUUGACAAUGAAAAACAUGAAGUGAGACGAUAUAAAAUUGGUGACACUAAAGGAACAGUGGUUGCAGGUGGUAAUGGAAAAGGAAAUCGUCUCGAUCAACUCUCUAAUCCCCGCUACGUAUUUGUCGAUCGAGAUCAUUCAGUUUAUGUGUCUGAUCGUGACAAUCAUCGUGUAAUGAAAUGGGAAGAAGGUGCAAAACAAGGCAUUCUUGUAGCCGGUGGUCAAGGAGAAGGAAAAAGUCUUACACAAUUGAAUCGUCCUCAAGGAGUCGUUGUCGAUCAAUUGGGUACUGUCUAUGUGACUGAUUCUUGGAAUCAUCGAAUCAUGCGUUGGCCAAAAGGAGCCACACAAGGAAGUGUCAUUAUUGGUGAAAAUGGUCGAAAAGCGCAGUCGAAUCAACUCUCUGUUCCCAUUGGUUUAUCAUUUGAUCGACAUGGUAAUCUCUAUGUCGUCGAUUUCGAAAAAGCUCAAGUACAAAAAUUUAAUAUCGAAUGA
Messenger RNA from Rotaria sp. Silwood1, 963 nucleotides. NCBI's taxonomy places the organism in Eukaryota, Metazoa, Rotifera, Eurotatoria, Philodinida, Philodinidae. The record is from the annotation of a GenBank genome assembly.